This is a messenger RNA of Linnemannia hyalina, 1395 nucleotides long. Lineage: Eukaryota; Fungi; Mortierellomycota; Mortierellomycetes; Mortierellales; Mortierellaceae. The record is from the annotation of a GenBank genome assembly.
AUGGCAACUCAAGCCGGCAAACCGACUGUACUUAUUGUGGGAGCGGGCCUGGGAGGACUGAUGCUGGGAGCCCUCUUGGAGAAGGCCGAUAUCUCUUUUGUCAUCUUUGAGCGUUCUUCGUCCGUUAAGCCCCUCGGAUCGGCUAUCAUGGUUGGACCCAACUUGAUGGGCUUGUUCGAGCAGAUGAACAUUGCCGAGGAGUUCAAGGCCAUUGGUAAGCCAACCUUCGACUGUAUCAUCGGCAAGGAUAAUAUGGAGGUUGUUUGUAAGGUCGACUUUCGACACACGGUUGAAUACACAGGAUAUUGCAACUACAUCGUCAGUCGUCCAGAACUCUACGAACUGCUCCUCAGACAGAUCCCUCCACACAAGGUCCUCUUCAACAAACGUGUACUCAAAAUUGCCGACUCUGAAGAUGGCGUCCAGAUUACAACCACCGACAAAUCCACCUACAAAGGUGAGAUCCUCGUCGGUGCCGAUGGCGCCUACAGUGCCGUCCGACAGCGCAUGUACGAGACCCUCAAGGCAGCAGGCACGCUACCCAAAUCCGACCAAGAAGAUCUCCCAUUCAAAUCGACCUGCCUGGUCGGUCAAACCACGCCCAUGGAUUUCGCCGCCGAAUUUCCCGAGUUCCUGGACGAGUCAGGACCCUUCUACUGCACCCUUAGCAAGACCUCGCCCUACACCUGGACAGUCUUCCCGACUAUCAACGGGAAUCUUUGUUGGAUGGUCAUGCACCACCUCGACAAAGAAUCGAGUAAGGCUGCAGAGGAGCAUCGGUUCAGAGAGUCAGAGAAUUCGCAGUGGGGGUCGCAUGCUGCUCAGGCGAUGUGUGAUGAGACGCGACACUUUAUUUUGCCGUUUGGAACCAAGAAAGCGACCAUGGGGGAUCUGUAUGACUUGACACCGCAGGAUCGUAUCUCCAAGGUUAUGCUUGAAGAAAAGGUCUUUCAGACCUGGUAUUCUGGACGAACCGUCCUCCUCGGAGAUGCAUGCCACAAGUUGAAUCCGUCAGGAGCACAUGGUGCGGUGACGGCGAUGCAUGAUGCACUGGCGUUGGCGAACCUGAUAUACGCGCUGCCCAACAAGACCUCCGUAGCAAUCGAAGAGGCGUUCUCCGAGUACCAGGCAGAGCGAAUCGGGCCUGUCACGGCAUCCUACAACGCCAGCAAGGCCCUUUCGAUGGUCAUUGGACGAGGUCCCAUUGGCGCAAUCGCCCUGUUUCUUCGAAAGUACACCCCUUUGUUCAUUUGGGACACGGUCAUUGUCAACAAGAAGAAGGCUAUCCUGGAUCGUCCGACUGCUGGGUUUCUGAGGAAGGUGAGGACCAAGGGGACGGUGCCUCCGACUGUUUCGCCGAGUAGCGAAAAGGCUAGGAAAGUGUUUGAGGGCUGA